GAUAUGCGGGCGAACUGGAGUCAAACAUAUGAACAUUGCCAUGAUCUUGCGCACUGUUAUACAGAGACGAGGCUUCUUCUUGCCUUUUGUGUAUAAUUUACAACGGCGAGCUAUAACAGUCCAGAACCUCUGCCUGUCUUCACACAAUGAUGAAGUUCACCUGGCGGAGGAAGCCAGCAAGAAAUAUGGAAGUCCUGCUCCGACUAUAUUUUCCAAAAUUAUUGACAAAACAAUUCCUGCAGACAUAAUUUACGAAGAUAACAAGUGUUUAGCAUUUCGGGACAUCAGUCCCCAGGCUCCCGUGCAUUUCCUGGUUAUUCCCAGAACUCCUAUCCCAAGGAUAAGUGAAGCUCAUGAUGACGAUGCGCCGCUCCUUGGACAUCUCUUGGUAGUAGCAAAAAACCUGGCGAAGAAAGAAGGAUUAAGUGAGGGAUACAGAUUGGUCAUCAAUGAGGGGAAACAUGGGGCUCAGUCUGUGUAUCACCUGCACCUUCAUGUCCUUGGAGGGCGACAGAUGCAGUGGCCUCCAGGAUAGAUGACCACUCCAUCUAUUAGUAUAACCGUGAAGAGAAUAUAUAUUCAAUUUACAUAAAUAGCUAGUUACAGCAUAUCAAAAAUAAUAGAAAUUAUAAGAUAAAGAAUGGGGAAAGCAAUAUGGUUUGUUUGUUGUUUUUUUUUCUUCUGAGAAACAAACAGAAAUGAUUGGCCAAAAUAACACAGUAAUCAUAAAGUAAAUAUAUUUUUAAAUGGGUGUUGCAGAUUGAUGGACUAUGGAGUAUGUGUUCUAAAUAUUUCAAAAUAUUUUCACAUUAAGGUUUAAAAUUCUAAACUGUACUGUUGGUGUCAACAUGCUGGAGUAUAACCUCACUGCUCAGUCUAUUAUAGUUAAUAUUGAAUGUUGCUCUCGAACAAGAAAGUUGCUAUUGGUGCAUUAUGUGUCAAUCCACAAAUGCCUAACUGCAAAAAGGCAUUUGACCUAGUUUCCUCUGACAUUAACCUGUACCAAGCUACCCCCAGUGCUCAGACAUUUUAUCCGGUGCUUGACCCCAUACAUGGGCACUGUGCCAACUAAUUCAUCAGUUCCACAAACAAUAGGAAGAAAUAAAUAAUAAUCUUGAUGACUGCUGAUGUGUAGUGAUAAUAAGCCAUUUGACCCUCAGCUUCCUCUGAUCUUAAGCCUUCUACAACAUUUCAGCUCAUGUUGUUUGUGUAGUAACAGUAUUGCUUUACUAUAUUUACAUUUAUGUGUUUGGAAGAUGCUCUUGUUCAGAUUGUACACACAAGGCAGAAUACAGCACAGAAAUGAGCAGUUGAGGUAGAAGACAAAAAAAAGCCCUUAAAUUUAUUCAGUUAGCAGAUGCUUUUAUUCAAAGCAACUUAUAAAUGAGGAAAUACAAGCAAAGUGAUAUGUCAAGCAGAGAACAAACCAAAUAGUGCUACAAUACAAGAUUUAUAAUUGAGUUCUAGAGAAGCAAAGUGUGCAGAGUAGAGGUGUAAGAGUCAGAGUAAUUUUUAUAUAUAUUUUUUUUAAUAAUGUGGGGGUUAGCAUUUGGGGGGUUAGCAUUUCAGGGGUUAGUUAAGUGCUCACGGAAGUACUCUCCAGACAAGGUCUUGUACGUGAGCAUCAAGGCCUUGAGUUUAAUACGGGCGGCUACAGGAAACCAUUGGAGGGAGAUGAAGAAGGGUGUGACAUGGGUCCUUUUAAUAGUUAUGAUCAAAAAUGUGCACUAUAAGUCUUAGUGAGGAAUAAAUCUUAAGAAUGACGUAUGACAGUGACUCACCAUUACUGUACUAAGGGCCAAAAAAAGUGCACAAGAAGUAUGCAAAUCACAAUUAAUACCAAUGCUGAAUUCGCCAUAUUAAAAAAACAAAAACUACAGCUUGAUUGCUGAGUAAAAAUAUCAAAGCAUAAUGCAAGACGUUUGGAUGCAAUCGCAAAGUCACUAUGUGUUGAAAAAGUCAUAUUAUUUGUAAGAAUGUCUUAUUUUUUUAAUGUUUAUGUAAUAAAUUGCUAGAAUCACA
Ictalurus furcatus (blue catfish) is the source of this 2022-nucleotide messenger RNA. RefSeq names its product histidine triad nucleotide binding protein 2 (gene hint2). Bases 29 to 535 code for a protein of 168 amino acids. Gene Ontology annotation, cellular component: mitochondrion; cytoplasm. Lineage: Eukaryota; Metazoa; Chordata; Actinopteri; Siluriformes; Ictaluridae. The transcript is spliced from 5 exons. The record is from RefSeq and is a predicted model, not a curated record. Gene Ontology annotation, molecular function: hydrolase activity.